This is a messenger RNA of Spodoptera exigua (beet armyworm), 6604 nucleotides long. The record is from the annotation of a GenBank genome assembly. Lineage: Eukaryota; Metazoa; Arthropoda; Insecta; Lepidoptera; Noctuidae.
CAGACAUUUAAACAUGUGUAUAAUCUAUGCCACAGACUGUACGGUCUGUUUGUAAAUGUCAAACAAACAUUAGCGCAGUGUGUGUGUGAAACACGGUCGCACGGUUUAUUUUAUUCACUCAAGAAUACUUACUUAAAUGCUCAUACAUAACUGCAUCCGAUCAUUAUUUUAUCCCAUGUAGUUGGUUGCACUACCACAGUCUUGUUACAUCCGGCGGUGAUAGCACCAGUGCAAUGAAUCCCGUCUGCUAUAAUGGGGGGGCCCAUGAUAGACUUAUACAUGAGGCUGACCAGCUCAUUUCUCAUAUCGAGCGUGGUUCCAUGAUCCUGAAACUUUAUCCGCGUAAGCGGCCCGAGCGUCGUUCUCUGUCUGUAAGAAGAGAAACCCUACAAAUAAUAUGGGCUAGGGCAGGUAUUCCACCGAAGAAUAUGUUUGAGGGCGCGCUCGACAUACGUGACAUCAAGGAAGUGAGACUCGGCAAGGGUUCCAAACAUUUUGAGCGGUGGGCGGAGGAGGUGAAAAGGCUGGAAAGCUCCAAAUGUUUCACCAUCUAUUAUGGUUCUGAAUUCAAACUGCGCGCAGCUUCGUUUGCAGCUCAAACUGACAAGGAAUGUGAGGCCUGGGUAAAGGGAAUCAGGUUUCUAAUUGAGGAGGCAGUAAAUGCAUCAUACCCCUUGCAAAUUGAGAGAUGGCUGCGGAAGGAGUUUUAUGCUAUAGAAAAUGCUCAUGAAAACAUCUCAUUGAAGGAAGUGAAAGGAUUCCUUCCAAAAAUUAACUGCAAGAUAGCAACCAACAAGCUGCGGGAUAUAUUUCAAGAGGUGGACACAGACAAAAGGGGAGAAAUCGGUUUCGACGACUUCUCUAGCCUUUACCAGAAACUUAUUUUUGACGAAAAUAAUGUCCACGAUAUUUUUGAUAAGUACUCGUUGUACUGCAAGAAUGGCUCGACGAUUACAUUGCGUGAGUUCCAAAGCUUCCUCCGUGUGGAACAGCAUGACAGGCUUGGAGAUGACGAGGCCGUCGCCUCCCAGUUUAUACGAGAUUACCUGCGUGAUCCACAGAGGGAUAUCUAUGAGCCGUAUUUUACUCUAAAUGAGUUUGUUGAGAUGCUGUUCUCAAAACAAAACACCAUCUGGGACAGUAAACAUGACGCUGUGACGCAGGACAUGACGAGACCACUAUCCCACUACUGGAUAUCUUCAUCACAUAAUACGUAUCUAACCGGCGACCAAUUUUCGAGUGAAUCGUCUUUAGAAGCUUACGUUCGUUGCCUGCGCUCUGGGUGUCGAUGCAUUGAACUCGACUGCUGGGAUGGCCCGGAUGGAACUCCAUUUAUUUACCACGGCCACACACUGACUACCAAAAUAAGAUUUAUGGAUGUUCUGCGAACAAUAAAAGAACACGCUUUCGUGGCUUCCGACUACCCUUUGAUUUUGUCGAUUGAGGAUAACUGCACCUUGCCUCAACAACGUCGCAUGGCGACCGCUUUCCAAGAUGUCUUCGGAGACAUGCUGGUCGUCCAGCCUUUCGAUAAAAACGAGACUUGUUUGCCCUCCCCUGAAAACCUUCGCAGAAAAAUAAUUCUAAAGCACAAAAAGUUACCCGAAGGGGCGGAGGAAACUUCCUUUUCGUUUCGCCAAGAAGAAGUUAAGGAUUUGGAUUUGCGAAAUUCUAUCAAGAACGGCAUAUUGUUGCUCGAAGACCCGGUGGACAAGGAGUGGAAUCCGCACGCUUUCGUACUGACGGAAUCUAAGCUGUAUUAUACUGAGCAUUACAGCAAUCAGCAGGAGACUGAUGCAGAGAGUGAUGGAGAACCCGAAGCUGAAGCCCCCGUAGUGCCUCAGGAGGAGCUGCACUUCGGGGAGUGCUGGUUUCACGGCAAGCUCGCGGGGAAUAGGCAGGAGGCUGAGGAGCUGCUGAGGAACCACGCUCACCUCGGAGAUGGCACUUUCCUUGUUCGCGAGAGCGUUACCUUCGUGGGCGACUACUGUCUGUCCUUCUGGCGUCAGGGCAAGGUCAAUCACUGCCGCAUCAAGUUGAAGCAGGAGCGCGGUGUCACCAAGUACUACCUCAUUGACACCGUCUGCUUCGACAGUCUCUACAGCUUGAUCACACAUUACAGGCAGCAUCCAUUGCGUAGCCAGGAGUUCUUGAUAACGCUAAGGGAACCUGUACCUCAGCCAAAUAAGCACGAAGGCAAGGAGUGGUUCCACCCGUUCUGCACUCGGGCUCGGGCAGAAGAGUUACUGCGCAAGGCCAACACCGACGGCGCCUUCCUAGUCCGGCCCAGCGAGAAGGACAACUCUUCCUUUGCUAUAAGUUUCAGGACGCAAAGAGAGAUAAAGCACUGCAGGAUUAAGCUCGAAGGGAGACUGUACACUAUCGGCACGGUGAGGUUUGAGAGCUUGGUUGAGCUGGUCAGCUACUACGAGAAGAAUCCUUUAUACAAAAAGGUUACGCUGUGGCUGCCCAUCAGCGAAGAACUUGUUAGGCGUAUCAUUGCCGAGCCCGACGAUAACACGGUGUACGGGACCCCUGGCUACAUGGAUCCGACAGCUUUCACCUCAAAGGUGACUGUGAAAGCUCUGUAUGACUACCGUGCGCGCCUGGACGACGAGCUGUCGUUCUGCAAGCAAGCUAUCAUCACGAAUGUGGACAAGCCGGACGGAGGCUGGUGGCGCGGAGACUACGGCGGCAAGAAACACCACUGGUUCCCAGCUAACUACGUGCAGGAAAUAGAGGUUCCGCACAUUCCCGACGGCCCAGGUCUCGAGAACGAAACCGCAGCUUUGGGCUCAUUACAGAAAGGCGUCGUAGACGUGCUAGGCGCUGUGGUGGAACUGGUAGUGGGUGAGGAGGGCGGCGCGCCGCGCUGGCUGGUGCGCAUACAGAGCCCGCAGAUGUGCGGCCCCUUCGACAUGGCCGCGCCCACCCGCGAGAUAGCCCUCGAAUGGCUCACCGCCAUCAAAGAGGCAGCCAUAAGUGCCAGUGCCCGCUCCCUCCAACAUAAAAAGAUGGAACGCACAUGGAGAAUUGCUAAAGAAAUGUCCGACUUGAUAGUCUAUUGUCGCUCCGUCACUUUUAAUCAGGAGCGUAUCCGCAACAAGGGCUUCAUAUUCAAUGAGAUGUCUUCGUUCCCUGAAACCAAAGCCGAGAGGCUGAUGUGCCAACAGGAGACUCCAUUCUUCCUCAAGUAUCAUACCAAACAACUGAGUCGCAUUUACCCGAAAGGGCAGAGGAUAGACUCGUCGAACUACAACCCAGUUCCAUUCUGGAACGCUGGCUCUCAGAUGGUAGCUUUGAACUAUCAGACCCCGGAUAAGCCUAUGCAAAUUAAUAUGGGAAAGUUCAAAGAGAAUGGUGGAUGCGGUUACGUCUUGAAGCCUGAAUUUAUGUUCGAUGAAGGCUACAAUCCAUACGUAAAGAAAAGUAUUGAGAAAAAAGUGAAGCCUAUGAUAGUGAUGCUGCGCUUAAUCGGGGCCAGGCACCUCAUAAAGACUGGACGUGGAACUACCAGUCCGUCUGUAGAAGUCGAAAUUAUUGGGGCGGAAUAUGACUCUGGCACUAAACUCGUUACAAAGACAGUUGCUGAUAACGGCCUAAACCCGAUUUGGAACGAUAUUUGCGAAUUUGAAGUGUCAAAUCCCGACCUGGCACUUAUCCGUUUCCUAGUUCAAGAUGAGGACAUGUUUGGCGACCGAAACUUCAUAGGACAGGCGGUGUUUCCAAUAACAUGCCUGCGAUCUGGUUACCGAAGCGUGCCCUUGACUAACGCUUAUUCAGAGGAACUAGAGCUGUCGUCGCUGAUGGUCCAUAUAUCUUUCAUCGUUGGCAAAUAGACGAAUUAGUAAAUAUAUUCCCCUACAGCUGGGCAUGAUGUUUGUAGCCAAAAAUUUUCAGGAUAUGUGCAGUGAGGUAAAAAAUAAUUAUUUCACUAAUGGAAACUUAGUAGAGAGGCAAAAUUAUUAUAUUUUACUAAAUAUUUAUAAUCGUUUAAAAAGUUAAUGUUAUACAUUUACGAAGCGUGUACAAUAUGAUGUAAUAUUGGCUUAUAUAAUGUAUAAUUAUAUUAUUUAACUACAUGGUGAAGUAGGACUAGACUAAUGGGAGUAGGAUUAUUAAUAAGUUAAUUGUGUCAGUGUCCAUUGUAGUGAACAGGAGUUCAUGCUUCACAAAGUAUUAGCACAUCACUAACUUACAUUGUACCUUACAUUGUUUACUUUUCUAGCAGUCUUUCUGCUUUACAAAAUCUACAGAAAAUUUAUAGAUGAUUCAUAAUCAUUUUUGUUCAUAAAACAUUAUUUUAUAUACACAAUUCUGACCCGGUGUUACAACUAAAGCACUCAACUAGUGUAGGUCGUAUUUAUAUAAUAUUUAAUAUUUUACAUGUAUAUUGCACCUUGAAAACAAGGUUUAUCAAAAUUUUUAAAACCUUGAUGGAUUUUCUCGAAUAUUUUAUGUAAAUUUGAUCUGACUGAUCUGAAUGGUUGCUAUUUUAGCCGGCUGCUAUUUUGGCAGCUCAUAAAAGGGCCGGUGCCAAACUCCUUUACACAUAGUUUUACAAGAAAAUGAGUGCUAUGGCGGUGCUUGAACCAAAUGAACUAACACUACAUUAUCUAUGAAUAUUUAAGAGUAUAAAAAAAGUCUAUUGCACGUUUGUGGCGAAAGUUCAAGCCCGUAUAUCGUGAAGUGAUAAGAGUGCCUAACAUACUAAUUUAUUUGAAGUUUGAAAACAUGGUCUUCCACCUUAAAUUAAAGUCUCGUCUUCCUACUUUUUAGAUUGUCUAUACUAAACUAAGAAUAUUAACAAACUGAAUUCUUACUUCGGCUAUUGCCAGUUAUUUAAUAACUUUUAAUUUGAUUCCCAAAUCAAACUAAUAAUUCUAAGGGAGGUCAUGUUUAUACAAUGGUGUUUAGGAAUGCAAAGAUAGCAUAAUAUAAGCUUGCUAAGACUGAUUGAGGUGAACACUAUAAAGUGAAAAGAAAGUGAGAAUUUUAAACUCUUUUACAAUUCCAAAGAUUGGGAUUAAAACCAAUAUACUAUUAUUAUGCAAACUCGAGGAACGAAUUAUCGUUUUUAGUUUGUAAAAAUCACAGAAAUCGAUUAAUAAGCAGGACUUUAGUCAAUAUCGAUUCUUUGUAGAAAUAUUUGACACGAAAUAAUCACAAUUACAUUUUAAUCAAUUAUAUUUAUUAAUGAAUAUGAUUUUUUAUCUGUAGCAUAAUUUAGAUAACGCGUAUACAAUUUCCAAAUAUUUAGUUUAGUUGAAGUAUCAUCAAGAAAUAAAAACGUUGAGUGGAUCUUUGAUACAUCUCAUCAUACCAUUUUAUAUAGGUAUUAGAUUUUUAGCAUAAUAUGAACUGUUGAAAAUGUAUGUAUUGCAAUACACUUACAGUAGUAUUUAAAUGUUUUCAACAAAGUACUAUACCCAUACACAAUAUUUUUUAAUAUUAUUAUUGAAUGGUUUAAUAGUUAGUAGCAGGUGAAAGCAAGCUCUGGCAAUAGGGGACGCGAUUCGAUGCACAAAGCAGCUUUUAUAGCGAUACUAAUUUAUUGAGAAAAUCUAGCUUACGCAAAGUAUCAAAAUUGAGCAGAACUUCUGAUUCCUCAGUCCAUUGCCCGUGUAAUAUGCUGAGCAAUUUUAAAAAUAAAUUUAAACGCUUCCGAAAGUCACACAUAUGAUGUACGAAUAGUAAUUUUCGUCCGAAUCGACAAAUAAUAGAGAUCGGUCGCUAAUUAUAAUAUUUUAUUAGUUAGUAAAAUAAUUUGAAAUGUUUUUUUUAAGAUAAUAUUCUAAUAAAAUACAUCGAAAAUAUAGUAAAAUAGAUAAAAUACACAAUUAUCUAAACUUCCCCUCUUCCUUACAAUUUACAAACAUAUUAUUGUAUGAUAUAAAAAUCACAGACUAAUGAUGGGAAUGCAAUUAUUUUAAGUACGCAUUUACAAUUUUAAUUAUGACUAAUGCAUUUACAUAAUUUUAUAGUGCAAUAUAUUAUUGAAAUCAUUUUAUUACUGAUAUAUUUAAAUAAUUGGUAUACUUUGUGAGGUUUACAAAUAACUUGGUUUAUUGGUCUGUUAUUUUAUUUGGAACUAUGAAAUUAUUGAUUUUCAAUGUUAGUUGACAUAAGGUAUACUGUGCUCUCCUAUAUUUGUAAUUAAAUUCAUUAUAAUUAUACUUGUAAUGGAUAAAGGUUUUUAAAUCUUUAAUUUUACAUCACUUAUUGACUGAUUGUAAUGUUUGUGUGUGUUACUAUGUAAUACUUUCUUAUAUGUUUUUGCAGAAUUCUAAUCAUUGUAGAAUUGAUGAAAAUAACUACAUAUAUUUUUUACAUUGUACGAAAUGUUAGCUUCAAUAUUUAUUCAAAGUCAAAAUCAUUUAUUCCAACUAAACCAUAAAAAGGUAUUUUUGAAGUUGUCAGUCUGUUCGUCAGUGAAGCUAGGUGCUCUUUCCAAAUUCGAAUGGAGUAAAACGAGCAAGAAACUCCAUAUUUUUUUUUUACUUAAGUCUACUUAAUAUAAACAAAAACUGUUCUAACUAAAACUAUCUGCACCUAAUAAGGCAUUCUUGGUGUAGCAAGUUUAGCCUUAUUGACUAAGCCAGCA